UCCCGUCGCCGUCACCGCACGCAUGCGUCUCGAUCUCCUCUACUAUUUCAAUUGUCUGCGUCGUAGGAAUUUACCACGAUGGGUAAAUUACUGAGUGUGAUCGUGUUUAUUCUAGUCAGUAGUUGUUUAAGUUUAAAGGGGGAGUUGUUAAUGAGUUACUGUGCUAAUUGCGCGAAUGGAGACCUGAGUGUGACUGAGUUGACUCAGGCGCGGAUAGAGUUCGUCAAGCAGCAGAUUUUGAAGAAGUUGCGGUUGAGUAAGAAGCCGGCAGUGGCUCUGCCUGUGAACAGCCUGCCGAUGCCAGUAGCGCAGGGUCAGACCCUGAGUGAAGGAACCAGCAAGCCACCAGAGUUCGAUGACUAUUACGGUCGAACUGAACAGAAGAUUAUAUUCCCAGUUGAAGGUGAAUGCCUGACGUCAGGGAGGUAUCCCUUCAAGUGUCUGCAGUUUGAACUGCCUCCUGAUGUGGAGCCUGAAGAUGUCAACGUGGUCGAGUUGUGGUUUUAUAAGGAACGCGACCCAUUAGACGAAUACAACCAAACCUUCGUGAUAUCAGAAGCAGCGCACUGGGACAGCCAGCAGCAGUUUAAGAAGACCAAACCUAUAGCCAUCAAGGAGACCAAUAUUGGUGAAGGCUGGGUGAGAGUGGAGCUGGCGUGGGCGGUCAGAGUGUGGCUGGAAGGCAGGGAGAGGCUGCACACGCUGCAUGUUGCUUGUAGAACUUGUCAGCUACGUCGCGCCCCUCUCUCCUUCCACGAGAAACACAGACCAUUCCUGGUCCUCUACACCAAGUAUGCUGGCAAAAGACGAAGAGGAAGAGCUUUGGAAUGUGGAGCCACCACCAGCGAGUGCUGCAGGGAACCGCUGUACGUGAGCUUCAAAGAACUCGGUUGGGAUGACUGGAUCAUCAAACCUGACGGCUACCACGCAUACUUCUGCAAGGGAUCCUGCACCCCGAUAUCGGCGUUAGCAAAUACUGAUAGUUAUCAUCAUAAUAUUUUAAGAAAACUUUAUGAGGCAACUAACAAGAAAGCGGAGUUCAAGCCUUGCUGUGCCCCCACUACGUUUAGCUCUCUACAAUUACUCUACAUGGACUCUACUAACACUGUCACGCAGAAGACUCUACCCAAUAUGGUGGUAGAGUCGUGUGGAUGUAUGUGAGAGUGGAUGUUUUAUUAGUUUAUAGAUGAGUGUGGAUGUUGCAAAUGUGUUUAGACUGUUGGUAAUUUGUUAGUGAAAAACGAAUUAUUUCUAAAUGAAAAGCAUAUGGUUUCAGGGUAGAGAGUUAUUAAACAAGAAUGUCGAAAAUUCUUGAAUAUUUAUCAAGUUCAUUCUUCGAAAUCAUCAAUUAUAUGAUUGAUGUUAUGUUUCGUUCAUUAAAUUUAUUGUCAGACAAAACCUAAACUAAUUUUGGCCAUUUUUUAAUUGCAAAAAAACACAUGAAAUAUAAUCAAGAUAUUUUAUUUUAUACAACAGUCGUUAUGUGAUGUAUGAAUGUGUGUGUAGUAGGUAUAAGAUGUGUAUUUUUGUGUAUUUUGUAAAUAUUGUGUAGUUUAUAAGACAAAUGUGAUAUUGUGUAGUGUCGUUGCGUAAUUAUAGGAGUAAGUGACAAAGACGUCAAGUAGUAUUUUGCUGUACAUACUGACUAAUAUCAUAUAUUAUACAAAAGAUGGAACAAUUGAAAAACAGUACUUGUCGACAUAUUAACGGAGUCAAGGAGACUAAAAAACUAGUUUUCAAAGUGAGUAAAAUAAAUAUGUAGCGAAGAAAUCUAUUUCCUACCUAUGACAAUUGUUUUGAGCAGCCAUAAUCAAAAAUUUAUACUCUUAAUUCUACUUAUAAUUUUGAUUGUAUACUUAUUGUAGGUAAACAUUCCUUUAAAUAUGUGAGUCCAUAGCCACAAUGCAGUUUACCUAACAUUUUUUGUGUUAUUUUAAAAUAUGUUUCACAAUAUUUCUAAUUUGUUUAUUGACUUUACUCCUAUAAUUAUGUUAAUUAGUAAAUAAUAUUGUGAUUGUAAGAUUAAUUUAACUAUAACCAGUGCAUUUAUUUUAUUUAUAUAACUUCCGUUAUCAUGACAAUUUAUUGUGUCUGUGUUGGAUAUCUUUUUAAACUUUCAUUUUUAUGCUUGUGAUAUGGCUUUAUAUUUUCAACUAUAAAUGAGAGUACUAGUAUAAAGGUGCUCCCACACAACAGUUAAUACAACGUUAGAUACUGACUUAUCAUUUAUUUUUAAAUAAGUUAUAACAGAAGUUGUAGCAAUAACUUGACAUGUUGUAUACCGCGGCAACUGUCGCGUCAUACGUCGUCGUCGACAGGUCGCGAAAUGCUGCUCAUCAAUAUGAGCCUCUAGCAUGGCUUGAAACUAGUCGAGUUCCUCGUCAAAUAAU
Molecule: messenger RNA, 2390 nt
Organism: Spodoptera litura
Lineage: Eukaryota; Metazoa; Arthropoda; Insecta; Lepidoptera; Noctuidae
Gene: daw
Product: activin beta chain dawdle
Cellular component (GO): extracellular region
Molecular function (GO): cytokine activity; growth factor activity
Source: RefSeq, a predicted model, not a curated record